This is a messenger RNA of Thelazia callipaeda (thelaziosis nematode), 538 nucleotides long. The record is from the annotation of a GenBank genome assembly. NCBI's taxonomy places the organism in Eukaryota, Metazoa, Nematoda, Chromadorea, Rhabditida, Thelaziidae.
UGUUUUUGAUCAAUUAUUCUUAAAAAAUAAUUAAUUAGAUCAAAAAAAUGAGCCACAACGUGAACGUCCAGCUGUGCAAUACAUUCAACAACCAUGGAAUUUGAUAAUACAGAAACAGAUAUUCCAUCCAAAUGAGCAACUUAAUGAUGAACAAGAAAUUGAGCUUAUUUUUGCGCAGAUUAUUAACGAUUGUCGUAAACCUAAGGCCUACCGAAUGCGUAGUUACGAGCGUGAUGCAGUCAGUAAUAUUUUACGUAAGUGCCGUGUUGAUUUUUUGUUCGGAAAAAAUGGAAUUGAUGUUACUGACAUUAAUGGCAAUUAUCGUAUCCCACCAUCAUCACUGGAUAAUCUCCAGGAAAUCCCAGUGGAAGUGAAAAUAGCUGUCAUCCAGUGCGCUAGACAAUGGCCGCUUUACUUCAGUGUCCAAUUUCUAGUCCUUGAUCAGCACAUUAAUCCUCUUACUGAGGAAAUCGUCAAAUCACGUCGAAUACUAGCAGUUCAUGAAACUGGCUUGACGUACGUCUUUCAUUUUUGCUAA